Molecule: messenger RNA, 1609 nt
Organism: Nelumbo nucifera (sacred lotus)
Lineage: Eukaryota; Viridiplantae; Streptophyta; Magnoliopsida; Proteales; Nelumbonaceae
Product: tryptamine hydroxycinnamoyltransferase 2-like
Molecular function (GO): acyltransferase activity, transferring groups other than amino-acyl groups
Source: RefSeq, a predicted model, not a curated record
AUCUUUAGCAAGCUUGCUAGCUUUCAAAAUCCAGAGACUCUAGGAAUAACCCAGAGAUGGCUAUUGAGUUAAUCAAUGAUACCAUCUUGAAAGCUUCUCCCUCGUCAGAGCAUCCCACCUCCAAUGCUCUGGUGCCUCUCAGCAUCUUUGACAAAGCAGCCUUUGAUCUCCAUGUCCCCAUCUUAUACGCCUUCCGGGCACCUGUGCCGUCUAACGAAGCCAUGAGAGAAGGACUCUCCAAAGCCCUAGCUCACUACCCCCACCUCGCCGGUCGGUUCACGACUGACGAUCAAGGCCGCACCUGCAUCAUUCUGAACAACGCCGGUGUCCGGAUAAUUGAGACUUACGUUCCAAUCACACUGGCAGAGCAGCUCCCCUUCACUCCAGAUUCAGAGGUUGGCAAUCUCCUCCCACCCCUGGAAGGUGUUGAAGAAUUGCUUCAAGUUCAGCUAAACCGAUAUGCCUGCGGUGGGCUCGUGCUAGGUCUAAGUUCACACCACCGUGUAGCUGAUGGUCAAUCCAUGAGCUACUUCACCAUCUCAUGGUCGAGCUUAGUGCGAGGACUUGACAUCGAAGCAUUUCCCUAUCACGACCGAGAUUCUGUUUCUGUCCCAAGAAACCCACCUAGAGUUGAGUUUGACCACCCUAACAUCGAGUUCAGAAAGAACACUUCAUCAAACACCAAUGAACUUUCAUCCUCCAUUACCAACUUGAUUGUCCAUCUCUCAGCUGAUUUCGUAACCAAGCUUAAAGCAAAGGUGUGCCAAGGAAACAAACGUUACAGCACUUUUGAGUGCCUCCUUUCACAUUUGUGGAAGAAGAUGACACAAGCCCGGGGGCUGGAGCGGGAUGAGUUCACCCAAGUCAGAGUGGCGGUGAACGGCCGAGCACGAAUGAAGCCGCCGGUGCCCAUGGAGUACUUCGGCAACUUGGUGCUCUGGGCCUACCCAAGAUUGAGGGUGAAGGAGUUGUUAAACGAGAGCUGUGCUUAUGUGGCUAAGGCAAUUCACGAGGCCGUGGCUAAAAUUGACCAUGAAUACUUCCAGUCAUUCAUUGAUUUCGGUGAGUUAUCGAAAGGAAAAGAAGAUGAGCUGGUGGCGACGGCACCGGAGGCCGGAAACGCAUUGUGCCCCAACUUGGAGGUGGAUAGUUGGUUGAGGUUCCACUUUCAUGAUCUUGACUUCGGUGGGGGAGCGCCCUGUGCUUUCAUGCCCCCAGAUUUGCCUGUUGAAGGCUUACUAGUCUUCGUUCCUUCUUGCAAAGAGAUCGGUGGUGUGGAUGUGUUCCUUGCGCUGUUGGAUGAGCAUGUCGAACACUUCAAACAAAUUUGCUACGCUUUGGAUUGAAGCCACAAGUGGGGGUGGAAAUGAUAUCUGAAGCUGCUACUUCUUAUUUCAUUGUUAUUAUUUUAUUUUCUUUGCGAUGUAGAGGAUGAUUUAUUUAUUCCUUUUUGGGUCCUCUCAGUCCCUUUUGGAGAACCCAAUAUUAAUUUGUAGUUAUAUAAUAAGGAUACUGAAGUGUAUCCUUUGUUUAUUUUAAUAUUAUUUUAACUGAUUAAGUUGUAUAAUCAUAAGAGAAUUGAAAGCACAGCUAUAUAUUUUAAAUUGUA